AUGUCUAGAGACACAGACAACCUCUGUCUUCUCUACGCCCCAACAGAGGGGAAAGAGCGCGAGGCAUGCCAUGCAAUCGACCCUGUAGGCUUUUACAUCCGACAUCCUCCGGAACCGCACCUCCUCAAUGCCUUCAUUACGCCCGACGAUCGGCUCUUUCACACGAUUCAUAUGGGCGCCGCCGUCGUGGACAGCACCAAAUGGAUUAUGGUGGUUGAUGGCCUGGUUGCACGACCCUUUUCGCUGUCUCUCGGCCAGCUGAAGCAGCUACCACGCAAAUCCGUGACAGCAUUCCAUGAGUGCUACGGGAGCCCAUUAAGCCCACCAAUCAACGCGGUCUGGCGCAUUGGAAACGUAACCUGGACUGGCGUCCCUUUAAUGGACUUGCUGGCCCUCGCUCAGCCGCUCCGGGAGGCCGCAUACGUGUGGUCUGAUGGACUUGACCAUGGCACGUUCGGCGGCGUCACAGCCGAACGCUAUCAGAAAGACUUGCCAAUGGCAAAAGCGCUCAGCCCAGAAGUCCUUGUUGCAUACGAAAUGAACGGAGAUCCACUCAGCAAGGAGCGAGGGGGUCCUGUCAGACUUGUUGUCCCAGGCUGGUUCGGAACAAAUAUGACGAAGUGGCUCUGUCGGUUAUCACUACAGAACAGACGAGCAGAAGGGCCCUACACAACCAAAUUUUAUAACGAGAUCGAUCCUAUGGACCCCGACGGCAAGAGGAUACGGCCUGUCUGGGAGGUCGAAGUCAACUCGGUCAUUACAAGACCAGAGCCUGGGGCCGUUGUGGCUAAUAACGCCUUGCAAGUCGAAGGAUGGGCGUGGUGCAAUGAGAAUGUGACCAAGGUUUUGGUCAGCGCAGACGCUGGGGCGUCAUGGUCUGAGGCGAAAUUAAGGUCCAGGGUAGACUUUGAGUGGCAAAGGUGGAAUGUGAUUCUGGACUUGGUGCCGGGAGAGCACAAGUUGAUAGCGAGCGCUAUUUCCGAAUCCGGUCACAGGCAGCCUAUUUCAGGUCGGCGCAACCAUGCCCAUUCGAUACCAAUCACAGUGUUGGGUGCAUCCUCGAAAUAA
Colletotrichum spaethianum is the source of this 1068-nucleotide messenger RNA. RefSeq names its product sulfite reductase [NADPH] flavoprotein alpha-component. The coding region runs from base 1 to 1068 and encodes 355 amino acids. The record is from RefSeq and is a predicted model, not a curated record. Gene Ontology annotation, cellular component: mitochondrion. Gene Ontology annotation, molecular function: oxidoreductase activity; molybdenum ion binding. The transcript has a single exon. Lineage: Eukaryota; Fungi; Ascomycota; Sordariomycetes; Glomerellales; Glomerellaceae.